Nerophis lumbriciformis (worm pipefish) is the source of this 1387-nucleotide messenger RNA. RefSeq names its product homeobox A9a (gene hoxa9a). The record is from RefSeq and is a predicted model, not a curated record. Gene Ontology annotation, molecular function: RNA polymerase II cis-regulatory region sequence-specific DNA binding; DNA-binding transcription factor activity, RNA polymerase II-specific. Gene Ontology annotation, cellular component: nucleus. Gene Ontology annotation, biological process: regulation of transcription by RNA polymerase II; anterior/posterior pattern specification; proximal/distal pattern formation. NCBI's taxonomy places the organism in Eukaryota, Metazoa, Chordata, Actinopteri, Syngnathiformes, Syngnathidae.
UUGAUUUCUCCACAUUGUUAUUUUGUGCAGGCUCGCCUUUCCUGCGUGUGCGUGCGUGCGUGCAUGUGUGUGUGCGUGUGUGCGCGCGUGCUUUGUGUUGUUGUUGUUGUUGUCGCUGCGUGGGUUUUUGCAUGUGAACGUGUAGCACUUGGCGGCCAUGUCGACAUCCGGAGCGCUGACUAGUUACUACGUGGAUUCCCUCAUUCUCCCCGAGAGCGAGGAGCUCUCCAUGUCGCGGUACCCGGCGGGGUCCGGGUACCACCACCAGCACGCCCGGCAGCACCCGGACCACGCGGAGCUCGGGACGUGCACGUUCGCGUCCAAGCCGCCGGUGUUCGGCGCGUCGUGGAGCCACCACGUCCCCGCGCAGUUCCCGGGCUCCUCGGUAUACCACCACCCGUACGGCCCCCCGCCGGGGCCGGUCGGCGCCGAGUCGGACGCGCGCUACCAGCCGUGGCUCCUGGAGCCCAUGACGGGAUUACAGGCGGCGCAGCAUUACGGCAUCAAAGCGGAGGCACCGGGCGCGCACAGCACGCUGCUGCUCUCCGACUACACCAGCCCGGUGCCACCAUCCGCCGCGGAAAAGGACGCGCUCUCGGCGCGGGGAGUCGACGUGGCCGGGGACGGCGACGAGAAGCCGGGCCUUGAUCCAAAUAACCCGGUCUCCAACUGGCUCCACGCCAGCGCCACCAGGAAGAAGCGCUGCCCGUACACCAAGCACCAGAUCCUGGAGCUGGAGAAGGAGUUCCUCUUCAACACCUACCUGACCCGGGACCGCAGGUACGAGGUGGCGCGGCUCUUGCACCUCACCGAGAGACAGGUUAAGAUCUGGUUCCAGAACCGCAGGAUGAAGAUGAAGAAGUUUAACAAAGAUGGCGCGCCUAAAGAUGAGUGACUCCACAAUUGCAUGUUUAGGCGACUACCUUUUUUAUUUUUUAUUUUUUUUAUUUUUAUUGUUUUAUAUUGCACAAUUUUACCAGUGCCCUGUUGUUUUAUUUGUACUUUGAUUUCAUUAGUACCUCCUAGUUGUGCUCGUCUGUGCGUCAACGUUUCCAGUUUAUCAGCCAGUUUGUCUAAAAAAAAAAAAAAAAAAGAAGGUAUUUUCUUCUCUCUUCUUGCUAGAAAGUAUGCGUUCAUAGUCGGAUUUAGGUGCUAUACAUCUCCUGGAAUAUUACAUGACUGACUACCUAUAUGUGUUCAUCGACUACCUACAAUUUGUUUCCUCCCCGUGCAGGCAACAUUUCAGUGUUUUGUUUCUGAAGAAGGAAUUCAUGCCUAUAUAGCGGGGGAGAUAACGCAACAAAAAAAGCAACAAAAAAAAAGCACUGUAGGUUACGUCAUCGAUUACCUCUACAUUACGUCUGUUUGGUCCUCAAAUGUAAUUUGU